Alternaria burnsii is the source of this 336-nucleotide messenger RNA. RefSeq lists its product as uncharacterized. NCBI's taxonomy places the organism in Eukaryota, Fungi, Ascomycota, Dothideomycetes, Pleosporales, Pleosporaceae. The transcript has a single exon. The record is from RefSeq and is a predicted model, not a curated record. The coding region runs from base 1 to 336 and encodes 111 amino acids.
AUGGAUGCGCCGAAGCCGCUGAAAACAGCUGCAAGAUGCCUCGAAGGGCGCGAUAAGCAAGACAGCUUUGUGGCUAUUGCUGACAUUAUGCUAUUAUUCGGGUUGUCGUUCAGCUGCUACGAGAAGCGCGUUGACAGCUACGGGGCUGUCGAUUCUGACACGCACGACAAAACGCCCAAGGAUAACUUUGGUACCUGCCUCGACGCAGCGUCGGUAAAGGCUUACGACUACUACGACAAGCCCGACGAUACCGCUAUCUACUACACCGUUACACUAUUUCACGCGUACCAACCGACCUACUGCGAGCAACCGCAAGGUUCGCGCCUUGUGGGCUAG